Molecule: messenger RNA, 948 nt
Organism: Funneliformis mosseae
Lineage: Eukaryota; Fungi; Glomeromycota; Glomeromycetes; Glomerales; Glomeraceae
Source: the annotation of a GenBank genome assembly
AAAUAUAAUCGAAAUGGUAGAAUCAUACAACAUUUUACGUCUAAUAAUAAUUACGUUUUUCAGGUUGAAGCUUACAAAAAUGAAAACGACAAUGACAAUGACAAUAAGAAAUUCUUCAAAAUUAAUGAUGAGAGAAUUCCGUUCGAGGAAUUUAAAGUUGGACAACUCGAGAGUCUUAUCUCUCUUGACAUCGAUGAAAGUGCUCUUAAUCCUAAAUCUAAUGAAGCAGAUAUUGAAACCUUGGAGGCGAAAGACGGUCCUGUGGAUCAUAAAGAUUUAACAUUAUACAUAAAUCCUAUUGAAAAAAUGUAUUUUAAAUUGAAUGUUGACGAAUACAAACUACUCGCACAAGUUUCAAAUACGUGGUGUAUAAUCGACAGGAGAGAACCCCAAAUCAGUCACGAUUAUAAUGGCGGAAAGUUUAUUAUGGUAUCUUCUCCCCAAAAAGAAACAAUUAAAAGUUUUGUUAAAGCACAGAAGUGUAUAAAAAUGUAUAUGCCGACUUGGGAAAAAGAUGAGAUAUUAGAAUGUUUCGACUUUCUUGAUGCAGAUAAAAACAUUGUGAUGGAAGGAAAAAGUUCACAGGACAUAACACAAUUGGGAGGUUUACGUGGAACGUUGUUUGAAAUGAUCGCGCAUACGAGAAUUCGCCAAGGAGGAAAAUUUCAAGUACGUGAACUAACAAAAGAAGGUAAUGGAUCGGAAUACACUCGUAAUUUUAAGUUUCUAGAAGAAAAAUUUUUUGAUGAUGUUAAUGAGAUACAGCAUAGUAUGGAGCAAGAAGGGUUAAGAGCGAUUUAUCCAAUCUUAGAAGAAGGAGAAGUCCGUAUUUACUUUGUAUUGCCAAAGAAUAUAUUUGCAAAUUUCAAAAAAAAACAGAAUUAUGAAAAUAAGGGGGAGGGAAAUGUAUUCGUCCAGUAUGCAUUGUGCGUAAAUCUCGAGUAUUGA